Molecule: messenger RNA, 5643 nt
Organism: Fundulus heteroclitus (mummichog)
Lineage: Eukaryota; Metazoa; Chordata; Actinopteri; Cyprinodontiformes; Fundulidae
Gene: arid5b
Product: AT-rich interaction domain 5B
Exons: 10
Coding region: 66-3620 (1184 amino acids)
Biological process (GO): regulation of transcription by RNA polymerase II
Cellular component (GO): nucleus
Molecular function (GO): transcription cis-regulatory region binding
Source: RefSeq, a predicted model, not a curated record
CGACGAUCCAUUCAAGCCAGCAAGUUUGGAGAGCGUGUGGAGUUUAAUCAAUUCAUAACGUCGAGAUGGAGCCGAACUCACUGAAGUGGGUGGGCUCGUCUUGCGGUUUACAUGGACCAUAUAUAUUCUAUAAAGCCUUUAAAUUUGCCCGGGACGACAAAGCGAGAAUCCUCGCUCUCGGAGACUUUUUCUUCGUCAGAUGCAAACCGGAGGAUCCUAUAUGCAUAGCGGAGCUCCAGCUUCUCUGGGAGGAAAGAACGAGCAAGCAACUUUUAUCCAGCUCCAAACUUUAUUUCCUACCCGAGGAUACUCCCCAGGGACGAUCCGUCGCUCACGGAGAGCACGAGGUGAUCGCUGUGUCAGAGAAAGUGAUCGUACGGCUUCAGGACCUGGUGAAGUGGACGGUACCGGACUUCUCGGGAUGGAACAACGGUCUGAAGGUGGAGCCUCUCAAGCCCUCAGUGCUCCGCGAGCUGGGGACCAACGGGAGGCGCGAGGCCCUCCACCGCUACCGGGAGAGCACCCUGACCAGCGGGCUCAACUUCAAGGAUGUCCAGAGGGAGCGAGCACAUCUGGGCCAAGAAGAGGACGGGCGGAAGGUUUUAGUCCUCAGUUACCCCCAGUACUGUCGCUACCGCUCCGUUCUGGCUCGGCUCAGAGAGCAGCCCUCCCUGCUGCUCAUAGACCACACGGUGCUGGCGCUGGGCGGCAUUGCUGCGCUGGGCGGAAACACGCGGAUCCUGUACUGCCGCGACACCUUCGAACACCCCACCCUGCUGCAGAACGAGAGCAUCUGCGAUGAGUUCGCUCCCAACCUGAAAGGGCGACCUCGAAAGAAGAAGCUGUCCAUCUCUCAGAGGAGGGACUCCCAGGGUCAGGCUGCGGGUCAGGGCUCGUCAGGGUCCACCCAGGGUUCAGCAGCUGUGGCAGCUCAGGACCCCUCGAGCCCGGAGAGCAAAACUACAACCAAGGUCAAGCCCGGCUGUAGAACGGUACCCAACGGAAAGCUAAGCACACCGGGCAAACAAAAGCCCGCCGGCCUCAAUAAGAAGUCCUCGCCCGAUGAGAAGGAGCGAGGAAAGGAGAAGGAAAAGGAGGAGAGGAGUGAGAAAAAGGAGAAAAGGAAAGAUGAGGAAACAUCAGAGGAGAGCCGCGCCGAGGAGCAGGCUUUCUUGGUAGAGCUCUACAAGUACAUGAAAGAACGAGACACGCCCAUAGAGAGGAUCCCCUUCCUCGGCUUCAAACAGAUCAACCUUUGGACUAUGUUUCAAGCUGCUCAGAAACUCGGAGGAUAUGAGUUGAUCACGGUGCGCAGGCAGUGGAAGCACGUAUAUGAUGAAUUGGGCGGAAACCCCAGCAGCACAAGCGCCGCCACGUGUACGCGAAGACACUAUGAAAGACUCCUCCUUCCUUAUGAGCGGCACCUUAAAGGGGAACAGGACAAGCCCCUCCCCCUGGCCAAACCCAGGAAGCAGGAGAGCAGCCAAGAGAAGGCGCCUGGAGCCGGAGCCAAGGUGAAAGUGGUAGGGGCCAAGAAACUGAAAGGCCCCCACCCCCCUAAGCUGGGCAGUAAAAAGGAAAGAGGAGAGGCGGAACAAGAACAAACACAGGAGUCAAAGGUGAAAGACGAGAACCAGGAGAUCUCCACAGCCAUAAAAAAGGAUGUUUCUCUCCAAGAUGAAGCGAUUGUAAUAGAGGAGGAAGAGUUACAUGUCACCCUGAAGAAAGAGGAGUCGUUGGCGGUGGAGCAGCCGUCGUUACUCUGCCCCAAAGAAUCUGACUGCAGACCCCCCCACGGCGGUUUCCCUCUCCACACGGGGCCUUCUCCCCAGCCAGAAUGGAGGCAAAUCAGCGAGGCCUUCCAAGCGAAGCUGGCGGGCGAACAGCAAACCGAAGGGCAUUUCAUUCCAAAACAUUCUUACCUACUUCACCGCUGGGACCAGAGUAAAGCGGCUGGACAUGUGGCCCUGCCUGAGCACAUCUCCAAGGUCAAAGACUGCAUUGAGAAUCACGGUGGGAGGGUGGGGAAGGUGCUGCCCAUGUGUAAGCAGGUGGAUGGACAGUGUAUCGAUUUGAGCACAGAUUCCUACUCGGAGAAGGAGGACUAUGGGCCGAUAAAGAAGGAGUCGACCCAGGGCACGGGACAGACGGCUGCCUACUGCAAGGCCAACCAGGGGGUCAUGUCUCCUUUGGCCAAAAAGAAACUCCUCUCCCAGGUGUGUGAGGCCAACCCUUACUCUUACUCCUCCCUUCAGUCUCCACCUCCCGCAGCUGUGUCCUCUCUCCAUCGAGGCGAUCGAGAGAAGGAGAGGAGAACGAGCGAAGAAGAGGCGAUGGGACAAAGGUACAAGGGUGCGUCAGACAGCAUCCCUGAGGUCUCGCCCGUAUUCAGGCCGUCGGUGAUCCAGCACGCACAGAGCAGCAAGGCCAACCAGCAGGCCACCGGCGGGCCGGCGGAGAGGAGCGCCGCUGCUGAGCUUUCAGACUCUUACAGCCGCACCAGCCAUCAGCUUCAGCCUCAGGCCAGCGUGCCGUGGCAGCCGUACCUCCCCGCGGCCCAAACCCAGGACGGCGCAGAGACUGCUGGGGAGAAAGCCCUCCAAGGUCCGGUGGCUCAGUCCAGGAGCUACACAGGGGACUGCUACUCAUCCCCUCACCUUCACAGCUUGUACAGACAGACUGAGAGCUGCCUGAGCCAAGAGAGGAUGGCUAGCUUUGCUGGAGGAGAGCGGAGAGAGCACUACAGCCGGGAGCGCGAGGGCGGCCAAGGCUUUGUUUGUGGCGGUCUGGAGCAGGAGGGCUUGGCGUACAGAUCUCACUACAGUGAAAGGACUCGGACGCAGGGAGAGAACGGGGAGGCCGAAGAUGAACCCAGAGACUUUUCUAUUUCAAAACCUUUAUCUCAGAGGAUUUCGUCCUUCUCCAAGCCCUCUUUCUGUAGUCUCUCUUAUCCCAUCAUGCACCACGGUUUGGAUUCUCAUCCUAAAGCAUGCAGAGUCUCGCCUAUGACAAUCUCUACCCCCAAGCAAAGCUCACCCGAUACUCCUCAGCCAUUUCCCAGCCCCAAAGCUUCAGGUGAACUGUCCCUCGGCAGUCCCAUUCGACCCAACAAGCGCAGCCUGGUGGAGGCGGAGAGCGAAGACCCCCCGGAAAGGAAGGUGCGCGUGGUGACCCCAAUUCACCCCGCCAGCACGGUCCGGCGGAGCGACCCCGAGGAGCUGAAACCUGCUGAGCCAGCCCACGGCAUUCACCUCAACAAUCAUCUCCCCGAUGGCCACUCAGCAGCGACCUUCCCCCCACCCCACACUGCACACCUCUAUGCUGGCAUUUACCCACACGGCACCCUGGUCUCGGCAGGCGCUCAGGACGGGCUCCAGCAGCAGCACCCAGGCCUGCAGUACCUGAAAAGCCAGUCGGCUGUGUCCCCCCUCAUGCCCCCCUUCGCCAUCCACUCCAUGAUGCUCCACAGGCAGCUGCUGGCCUCCAGCCCCAGCCCCCACCACCUCUACAGGUACCCGGGUGGGGCGGCACUGUACGGAGAGCUGUUGCACCACCUCUACCCUCUGUCGACGCUCCCGCCGCCUCAGCUGUCGUCUGUACACCCCAGCACCAGACUUUGAGGGAGAGAAAAACAUUUUUUUUGUUUUUUUUUUGUUUUCUCCACUCUCAUUGUGGAGAGUUUGGCUUAUUUUCAUUCACAUCGUGGCUCAAGUCGAGGCAAAGCUCGGAUCAUACCUUUUGCUGAUGACAAACUGCUUAAAUCCAUCGCUCAGACUGCAAAUUCCAAUUUUUUUUUAAUCUGUGUAUGCCUUUGUUAAUAUACUUUGCACUGUUCUUUAUUUUUUAUCACCACUUACUGUAUCUCGUUGUUGCUUUUGUAACCUAUUUGCACAAUGCUCGUGUGUGUAUAUGCUCACAGAUCAGUUCGCCACUCUCAGCGACCGCGAGUCCGGUUUGUUGCUCUGGAACAUGAGAGGUGGAGGGAAGCAGAGAAAAGCCAUUUGUUUACUGUGUCUGAGGGCUAAACUGCGUUGCCUAAAAACACUACAUGUAAUAUGACAAUGAAAUACAAAACUUUAAAUAACCUUAGUAUGUGAGUUCAUAACUGCAAACAGGCUUGGGUCGGCAUGAGAUUCUUAGGGGACGACUAGCUUGAGUAACAGUACCACAGUUUUUCGGUAUUGACGCAAACAUUAGAGCGAGAAUGUAUGCCAUAAUCCAAUUUCUUUCAUUAAAAACAAAAAAGCUAAACAUUAUUCAUACUGCUGCUAAAUUAUUACGUUAAUCGUUACAGUUAGAAUCAAGUUAUGGCAACGCACAUCAGCAACUUCAAACUUCAGAGAAAGUACGCCUCUGUUUUUGUCCAUCAAACAACCCGCACCAACAGUGUCUAGUUGGUAGCCGAUAAUCCUGGAUUAAAAUCACAGCGUCCAAGCUUUUCCAAGGCUGGAGUCAUGUAACCUUUUCUUUCUCAGCGCGCUUCAGCUCAAUGCAUGUUAAAGGAGUCGUUUGACGAGCAUUAAUUGGCACAUCUGAUGCACACCCCCUUUACUUGUAACAUUUAUUCAUGAUUUUUGAUAGUAAUACAAAAUCUCACGAACAAAUAUAGAACCAACACUAAGUUUAGUAGCAGUUUUCAAGUGCUCGCUGUGUAAAAUGCUGCUUUGUUGUUCCCGUUCUGCUCUUUAUAGAGUAACACAAGUAAGUAUAACUAGCUGAUAUUAGCUGGUUAAUUAGUCAGGCUGUCUGCUCUGGUAGUCUGAAAUCACCGGCUUAACAUACCGUCAUUCUGUGUAUUUCAAAAUGGGAAAACAUCUUCAAGCAACUAACCUUACCUUUAACUGAGGAUAAAGUUUAGCAACCUCCUUUCGUCCAGCUAACCAGCAGUGUGCAGCAUCAGUUUGGGGAAAGACAGCAUUGUGUUAAUUUACAGGCCUGGAGGAAAAAAAGUCACCGGCACAAAGAUUUCCUAAUUUUGCUAUGAAUAGGCCUGUGUGUAAAGUGUGGCUCACCUCGAUGCAUGACCACGCCCCUAGACGAAUUUUAAAAUAUGCCACCAAAGUGGGCUGUGCCAAGAGACCCUGAGCGGUGGGUGUUAAGCAGGGCUGUGGUUAGGAAGAGGGAAAGUCAGGUUGAAGGAUUUAAGACUCUCUGGUCUAAAAGUUACCGGACCAAUCACUGUGCGGGAGGCGGGAGUGUAUGAUGCGUCACUCUUUACCCAUAAUGCACCAGCACUUGUCUGUAACCAUAACAGUGAAGAUGGUGGCCGCAGUAGAGCGUUAUUUUAUUGAUGCCCCUUUAUUAUGGGCUGAAUGAGCUGGAUAUAUCUUUAAAAACUCAACAACUGGCUGCUCUAGGAGCUAAAACAGAACGUGUUACUUUGAGUUUGCGUCGCAUUCUCUGAUUGGCCCUAACCUGUUUUCGCUGACGCUGCUAAUCCCGCCUUUAAAACUGGCCUCUAAGGGCUGCUUUCCAAACUGAUGUGCUGUGUUUACGGUGUGAGUCAAGUCUGACUGGCCGGGCCAGCUUUGUGGAGCUCAGCCAGGCUGAACCCUAUUAUCAGUUCGAGGAAAGAAUGGGUGCAGUUUCUGGGUGGUAAAGUGAUGUUAACAGCAUCACUGCUGACAUUGGCUAACGUAAAAA